AUGUCACUCACAACCACGGCCGCGACAACGAAAAUGACAACAACAGCUUCCCCAGCAGCUGUCGAGGCCAUCUUCCGAUACGAAGAGCCUGACCGGUCGGUGCCCGCUGAGCAGCGGAGUUUGUUCUCCGCGCCAGCACCGCACAACCUCAAGGAGGAGAAGUUGACCCUCCACGACUACCGAACGGACACGAAGCUGGCCAAGGGCGUCGAGGGUCUUCACAAGCACGGCUUCACGGUCGUCGAACACCACGUCAACCCCAGCGCGUGGGCCACCGAAGAAGCCAUCCGGCAGACAUACAUCCCGGUGGUGCAAGAGCUGGUCAAGAGCGUGACCGGGUGCAGAACCGCCCUCGUCAACAACGUCGCCUUUCGUCGCAAGCCUCCAAGCAACGCAGACGCAAACAAGAAGUUCUACCACCCGCGUGAUGGGGAGAUAGACAAAAUGGUCGGUGCGCUGCCGUCGGACCGCCCAUUGGUGUCUCCGCAGGAAGCAGAUAAAUCCCUCGAGCCGGCUCGGGCCAUGCACGUCGACUACACGAUUAAAGGCCUUCGCGACACGAUCAAACACUGUCGCGCUGAUUUUGCCGAGGCGGGCGCUGAGGCGAUCAAGGCGCACGAAGCUGGGAGCCGCGGUCCGCGCGUGGCAGCGUACAGCGUGUGGAGGCCGCUCAAGACGGUGAAGCGAGAUCCCAUCGCCGUGCUGGAUUGGAAGUCUCCGGGCAACAUUCAAGACGACCUGUGUGCCUUCGACUAUCGUGCCAAGGGGUAUGAGGGGGAGUACAUGCUGGAGGCGUACACCAUCUCGCGACCGGCAAAACUCGAGGACCAUCAAUGGUACUAUGUCUCUGAGCAGAAGCCGCACGAGGUGAUGAUGAUCAAGUUUGCGGACACGGAGAGUGAGAUUGACAAGGAUGUUGCGGUAGCUGGGGGCCAUGGCAGUCCUUUUGUCAUGGGUACGGAAGAUGAGGAGCCCAGAGAGAGCAUUGAAGCCAGGGUGAUAGCAUUCUGGUAG
Molecule: messenger RNA, 1014 nt
Organism: Fonsecaea erecta
Lineage: Eukaryota; Fungi; Ascomycota; Eurotiomycetes; Chaetothyriales; Herpotrichiellaceae
Exons: 2
Coding region: 1-1014 (337 amino acids)
Molecular function (GO): oxidoreductase activity
Source: RefSeq, a predicted model, not a curated record